This is a messenger RNA of Salvia miltiorrhiza (redroot sage), 324 nucleotides long. RefSeq names its product glycine-rich cell wall structural protein 1.8-like. The coding region runs from base 1 to 324 and encodes 107 amino acids. NCBI's taxonomy places the organism in Eukaryota, Viridiplantae, Streptophyta, Magnoliopsida, Lamiales, Lamiaceae. The record is from RefSeq and is a predicted model, not a curated record. The transcript has a single exon.
AUGGCUGCACUGCCGUUAAUGGUGGUGGAGGAGGGCAGCGGAGGGGGCGGCAGAUCCGAGAGGUGGUUGGGGGAAGGCAACGGAGAGAGCGGCAGAUCUGAGAGGUGGUUGGGGGAAGAUGAAGGCGGUGGAUCUGGUGUGGUGGUGGGGGAAGGUACGGCGGAUCUGGUGAUAGUGGUGGGGAAGGGCGAUGAAGAGAGAGGUGUGGUGGUGGGGGAAGGCAGCGGAGGGGGCGGCAGAUCUAAGAGCUGGUUGGGGGAAGGGCGAUGGAGAAAGAGGUGUGGUGGUGGAGAAGGGCGGCGGGGCGGCGGCAGAGCUGACUAA